Ipomoea triloba (trilobed morning glory) is the source of this 1707-nucleotide messenger RNA. RefSeq lists its product as uncharacterized. The record is from RefSeq and is a predicted model, not a curated record. NCBI's taxonomy places the organism in Eukaryota, Viridiplantae, Streptophyta, Magnoliopsida, Solanales, Convolvulaceae. Bases 357 to 1469 code for a protein of 370 amino acids. The transcript has 3 exons.
UUCGCAUUUUAUUUCCGGAAAAAGCAGUGUGUUUAUCUCAAAGUGCUGAUAAUGGAUUUUCAUCGCAAUUUACACUUUCGGUUGUUUAUUAUGAAUGAAUUGUGUUUUGCUGCUGUGUCGUUGAAAUUUCGUGUCCUGGAGGCGGUGUAUUUCUGGAGAUACUCUGCGAGUGUGCAGUGUUCAACGUGAGUGCAGAUAAGCACUUCAAUAAAUUGUAUGUGUAUUGAAGAGGGAGCAUAGGCUUGGCAAAUUGAAGUAACUACAAGCUGUAUGAUGGAGCUUUACAACUCUUCCAAUGAUGUCCUUUUCAGAUUGAAAUCUUGAAGAGGUUGCAGCGAGAAGCAUUUUCAGAUAUCAUGAAGCUGAGGGAUAGACAAGAGAAGGUGGAACGCUUGCUUUCCUUCUAUAAAACUUCUAAAGCAAGUCCAUUCCAAGAAGCUAGCACUCGUGUGAAGGGAGAGUUUGAUGUAGUUGGGGCAUUGUUGAUGAUGGACACUGUUGAUCAAUCAACCUGUGAUGCACUUCAGAGAGCUGGUAUUAAGACUGGAAUUGACUCCAGGCUCUGGUUUGAAACAACCAUUCGAGAGAAAGAUACACUUUUAACAGAGUUUGUUGGUAGUGAAAGAGGCGGAGGUGAUAUCUUGGGCAGUCCACUUUCUCUUGCUAAGGUUCUAUAUUGUGCAAACGUAAGCAACUGGUUCUCUGCAGUUGCAAUACCAGUGGGUGCUCGAUGCAGGGAUGUCAGUGUUGGCACAAGUUCUCCUCACCAGGAAAAGGCCCUUACAGACUAUUCAACACUAGGGCCACCCUUCUUGAAUGAUCUAAAUGGUGGUGCCAUUGGUAUAAUGACAAGGAAAUCAAAUAUUGUGGCUUCAUUGGCUCAAUUUGCCUCUGGCAUAGGAGCUCCACCUAUCUCUUCCAGAACUCUCAAUUGUUUCAGCACUUUUGGACAAGUUGUUUGUCAACUUUCCACGAGUACAAAGCUGACCCUUAUGGGUAUCCACAAAGUGCUGAAAGUGUCUAGCCAGCAACCUAGACUUGGAUCCAUGACCUUUCCUAUUGGCAUUUUUCGGCGACACCAACAAUCUCGGACAUCUGUGGAGGAAGAGGAUCUGCUCAUAGGCACAAUCAGGAAGGACAGUGUCUUGGAUGGAUCUAUGGCUUUGAUGCUUGAGUCACAGCUUGACGAGAGUACAAGAAUAGGAGGCUGGAUCGAGAUGAAAAAAUCACAUCCCAAAACUCUACAAUGGGCUAUUACUAUGUCUGAUAUCCCUGAGGAUGAUUUUGGAUGGGGUUUGAGCUUGGGUGGGUUGGUCCAAGGCCCAACAAACUGCGAACAUUUUCAGAUCGAAGCAUUCCUUAAUUUUAACUUGGGGAACAGAUGCAGAAUGCAACCUGCUAUUCUAUAUGUGGUGGACGGGGAAACCAAGUUCCCAACUCUAAUGUUUCGGUCAAGCUUUAGCCUCUAGCAUUGCAAAAUUUUUACACCUAUGAUUUUCUAAUACUUUCUUGAUGGAUAUAAUUCUGUUUAUUGCUUCUUCUACUCUGCUGCCCAUGCCAGUUUUAUAUCAUUAUUCCAAGAUUUUAGAAUGGGUUUUAACUUAGAAUUCCCAGGUGGACUUUGUAAAUGUGCAUUCACUAUUUUGGUGCAAAUGUAGCAAUGCUAUUUAUUUAUUUUUUCAGAUAAUGAGAUUUUCAUGGGAAGAA